AUGAAGUUUUACUGCCAAGUAACAUUUAUACACCUGAGUGGAGCUAAGGAGAGAAAGGAAUCAAUUCCUCGGCUCGCGAAAUUUCUGUUUCUAAUAGUUAUGAAAUCUGAACGUGUGAAACAAGAUGGUACUGAAGUGUACGAGCAGAGCAAUUGGACACCGCCACCACAGAUAAGAUACCUGUCUGUUUUUCUUACAUUUCCAAUGGAAUGA
Molecule: messenger RNA, 213 nt
Organism: Necator americanus (New World hookworm)
Lineage: Eukaryota; Metazoa; Nematoda; Chromadorea; Rhabditida; Ancylostomatidae
Exons: 2
Coding region: 1-213 (70 amino acids)
Source: RefSeq, a predicted model, not a curated record